Molecule: messenger RNA, 1246 nt
Organism: Elgaria multicarinata webbii
Lineage: Eukaryota; Metazoa; Chordata; Lepidosauria; Squamata; Anguidae
Product: zinc finger protein 239-like
Exons: 2
Coding region: 6-1172 (388 amino acids)
Biological process (GO): regulation of transcription by RNA polymerase II
Molecular function (GO): DNA-binding transcription factor activity, RNA polymerase II-specific; RNA polymerase II cis-regulatory region sequence-specific DNA binding
Source: RefSeq, a predicted model, not a curated record
GGAAAAUGGAGUCUGCCCUAUGCCAAGCAGCUCAGGUGCAUCAGUGUCUCGCUGUGGGGCCAGAAUGUCCCGGUGAAACUGAGACUCAUGGAGAACCAUGUAGGGAAACCCCCAAAAGAGGUGGAUGUAAAAUGCAAGAACAGGAGAGAAGAAAGGAUGAAACAACCCAGAAGAGGAAGAAGAAAUCCCCUACGUCUGAGAGCAAUGACUACCAUGAAAGUGCAGUCCAAGGAAAAAUUGAUAAAAGAAAGGAAAGGAGUAAAUGCUGUGUGUGUAACAAGAGCUUUGAUUCUAAAGCAAGUCUCAAAGCUCAUUCGAAAAUCCAUCCAGGAGAAAAACUAUUUAAGUGCCAGGAGUGUGGAAAGAGCUACAGUGUGAGCUCAAGCCUUAUUUCUCAUCGAAGAAUUCACACGGGGGAGAAACCAUAUAAAUGUGCAGAGUGUGGCAAAAGCUUCAAUAGAAGCACAAGCCUCAGCGAUCAUCAAAGAAUUCACACAGGGGAGAAACCAUAUAAAUGCCUGGAGUGUGGCAAGAGCUUCAGUGUGAGCACACAUCUCACUUCUCAUCAAAGAAUUCACACAGGGGAGAAGCCAUAUGAAUGCCUGGAGUGUGGAAAGAGUUUCAAUGUGAGCAGAAACCUCAGCAGACAUCAAAGAAUUCACACAGGGGAGAAACCAUAUAAAUGUGCAGAGUGCGGAAAGAGCUUCAAUGUGAGCACAAAUCUCAGUAGACAUCAAAGAAUUCACACAGGGGAGAAACCAUAUAAAUGCCUGGACUGUGGAAAGAGCUUCAAUGUGUGUACAAACCUCACUUCUCAUCAAAGAAUUCACACAGGAGAGAAACCAUAUACCUGCUUGGUGUGUGGAAAGAAGUUCAGUUUGAUUACACACCUUAGUUGUCAUCAAAGAACUCACACAAGGGAGAAGCCAUAUGAGUGCUUGGAAUGUGGAAAGAGCUUCAGUGUGAGCACAAACCUCAGCAGACAUCAAAGAACUCACACAGUGGAGAAACCAUAUCAGUGGUUGGCAUGUGGAAACAGUUUCCAUGUGAAUAUUAAUCUAAUUUCUCAUCAAACAGUUCACACGGGGGAUAAACAAUAUAAUUACUUGGAAUGUGGAAAGAGUUUCAGUCAGGAGAUAAAUCUCACUCCUCAUCAAAUAACUCACACAUAACCAUAGAAGUGCUUGGAGUGUGGAAUGAGAUUUGGUCAUAAUUCAACCCAUGUUUCACAUUGACUGGGUUCGGA